AUGGCAAGUUACAACAAGGUCAUCCUGAUGGGGAAUCUGACACGGGACCCUGAAGUGAAAUUUCUGCCGAGCGGAACAGCCAUCGCUAAUUUUGGAUUGGCUAUGAGUGAACGGUAUACUGACCGGCAAACUGGUGAACAGAGAGAGAAUGUCUGCUUUGUUGAUAUAGAAGCAUGGGAUAAGCAGGCAGAGUUAGUCGGUGAGUAUUUCAGUAAAGGCAGCCCCAUUUUGGUUGAGGGGGCCCUCAAGUAUGAUUCGUGGGAAGCUGAAGACGGAACGAAGCGGAACCGUCUUAAAGUCCGUCUGAUGCGGUUUCAGUUUGUUGGGAAACGUGAGGACAAUGAGGCGGGCGGCGGUUACGCCGAUGCCCAACCUGCGGCUGCACCAAGACAGGCUGCAUCUUAUCAGGACGCACCAGCUCCCGCUGCGAGUGACGCAUCUUCCGCAACAGAGGACGACAUUCCGUUUUAA
Geodia barretti is the source of this 471-nucleotide messenger RNA. NCBI's taxonomy places the organism in Eukaryota, Metazoa, Porifera, Demospongiae, Tetractinellida, Geodiidae. The record is from the annotation of a GenBank genome assembly.